Molecule: messenger RNA, 855 nt
Organism: Zasmidium cellare ATCC 36951
Lineage: Eukaryota; Fungi; Ascomycota; Dothideomycetes; Mycosphaerellales; Mycosphaerellaceae
Exons: 1
Coding region: 1-855 (284 amino acids)
Biological process (GO): protein targeting to vacuole; protein transport to vacuole involved in ubiquitin-dependent protein catabolic process via the multivesicular body sorting pathway
Cellular component (GO): ESCRT-0 complex
Molecular function (GO): ubiquitin binding; phosphatidylinositol-3-phosphate binding; metal ion binding
Source: RefSeq, a predicted model, not a curated record
AUGAUGGCCACCACCUCCUUCGCGAACCCCAUGGCCAACUCCAAAUACUACAUGAACCCAUCCGCAGGGCCCUCGCCGCCCGACGCCUACACCUCCAUCCCACCUACGUCGCAAACCCCACCUUCGAACAACAUCUCACCCACCAACUACCACUCCAACGUCAAUGUACGCCAGCUGCGCCAACCUCGCCAACCCCUCUACACCCCCGCCGCGCUCCGACCAAACGACAGACUCGCCAGACCGACCGAUAUCCCAGGUCGACCUCGAGCACCAGACACCCCACCUGCCAGCCAAGACAGCAGCUUCGACAGUGCAAGAACCGAUCCAGCGUCGGCGGUCGAGUUUGGACCAGGACUGCCGCCAGAGGGACUGGCUAGGCAGGGGACCGGCAGUAUACACCAGAUGUUAAGCAGUUCAGAUAGCGAGGACCUCUCGCGAGAUGAGUGGCGUGAGGUGACAGGGCCACCGACCACGGCUCACUGGAAACCGGACGAAUCGUCCAACUCCUGCUACGUCUGCAGCGAAUCAUUCACCUGGUUCUUUCGACGACACCACUGUCGACGCUGCGGCAACCUGGUGUGCGCGACCCACGUCCAACACAGCGUUCCCCUCGACCAGAACGCUCGAUUCCACCCAGAAGGCCAGACUAGCAAAGCGUGCAAGCCUUGCUCCGACCGCUGGAAGGAGGUGAGGAAACAAUUCCACUCCCGUGCAUCCAGCAUCGCCGAGUCCAACAACUCUGGCAACUCUGGCAAUACCGCCGUCCCUAUCAAGAAGGCCUCAAGAACCGUCGAAGAGCUGCGUGUGGGCAGCAUGGCUCGCUCAGAGGGUGGCAUGGUCUGGAGCACCUUUUAA